UCAUUAUGCAGUGCAAUGCACUCAGCGGGUGUCUCUACAUGUUCUUCCUGAAAUUUGCUACAGGCUGCUUCAGUUUACUCAUAAGACCAUCAGCAGACUUAAUGUGGGGGAAGGAGUUUCUGUCUGUGAACAUUUUCACUGUCGGUGUGUUACUGAUUGGUCUCUUUCUUUCGGGUGCUUUGCCUGAUUGUCAUGAUGGAGCAGACCUCUUCAUAACGGCUCCAAAGCAGAUGGAAGCACUCAGUGGAUCUUGUUUGCAUAUUUCAUGUAGCUUCAGAACCAAAGAAGGACAGAAAUUUAGCAGCACAAGAAAAACCUUUGGAGUGUGGAUUAAAAGUUAUCAUAAAGUUACCAGAAACAAUGUGAUCUUCAACAGUAGUGGAGCAGUUAGCACCUAUCCAAUGAGUAUUACUGGGAACCUGAGUCAGAGAGACUGCACCACUCUGUUUACUAAUUUAACCACCACAUACACAGACACAUACUUCUUCAGAGUAGAGAGUGAAACAUUCAAGGCGACAGCUCAUUGUGAUUCUCUUCAAAUAACAGUCAGAGAUUCUCCUUGGAGGCCCAAUAUUACAAUCCCAGGUGAUCUGAAGGAGAAGGAGUCUGUCACUAUAACCUGCUCAGCUCUCACUCCCUGUCCACACUCCCCUCCUCAACUCACCUGGAAUCUCCAACAAGACUCUCACAACAAAAUAGAGGAAAACACAGAUGGAAGCUUUACAACUAAAAUCCAGCAGACCAUCACUCUGUCAGACACACAUGAUGGAAAGAAGAUCAGCUGCUCUGCCAGAUAUCCUGUGAACCAAGGAAACACCAAGACAGCAGAGACAGAAGAGACUCUCAGUGUUUCAUAUGCUCCUAAAGACACCUCAGCAUCCAUCAGUCCAUCAGGUUUGGUGUCAGCAGGCAGCUGGGUGAACCUGACCUGCUCCAGCAGAGCCAAACCUCCAGUCAGCAGCUUCACCUGGUUCAAGAAGAGCAGAGAUGGAGCUGUGAAAGUAUCUGAAGGAGAGAUUUACAGCUUCAAUGUAACAGAUGGAGGAGUUUAUUACUGUGUGGCCACUAAUGAUCUGGGUAAUCAGACAUCAGCAGAGAGUCAUGUGACUGUUACUUACAAUGAAGCUGGCAUACUGGUUGGUGUCUACACUAUAGUGAAGAUUGUGGGAAUCAUAAUGCUUAUGAGCACACUGAUCGUAUUUGAGUGCUGGUUCAGAUCAAGACGCUCCAACAAUCCAGUGACAGAAAGCUGUCAGAUGAGCAGAGUCACAUCACAACACAUCAACUAAAGUUUCUGCAGGACAAACUCCAUCUUAAAAUGUCACUAAAUUAACUCCAGAGUACACCCUGGACAUGUCGCCAAUCUGAUGCAGCGCUAACACAGAGCGACAGACAACCAUUCACACUCACAUUCAGACCUAUAGGCAAUUUAGAAUCAGCAGUUACCUCACUACCUGCAUGUGUUUGGGAUUCGGGAGGAACAACUGUGGCACCAUGCUGCCCUCUAUUCACAUCACUAAUACUGUAUUAAAUAACCUGCUGCCCCCUUUGUGGAAUUUUGCCCAUCCAAUUACAAAUGCUUGAAAGUGAAUACCAUGCUGUAUUAAAUGAGACAUGGAAAUAGCAAUUGAGA
This is a messenger RNA of Oreochromis niloticus (Nile tilapia), 1633 nucleotides long. RefSeq names its product sialic acid-binding Ig-like lectin 7. Bases 6 to 1289 code for a protein of 427 amino acids. The transcript has 7 exons. NCBI's taxonomy places the organism in Eukaryota, Metazoa, Chordata, Actinopteri, Cichliformes, Cichlidae. The record is from RefSeq and is a predicted model, not a curated record.